GUGGUUUGCAAAAAGAAAAGCGCCAAUCGCAAACCUGUCAACCUGCAUUUCAGAAUGCAGUGGUAAAUGAAGCUCAGCAAAUUGGCAUGAAAAUCCUGGACGGGACUCCGCCAAACUCACUAUUGCCUAUUUCGAAUGCAUCCGUCACUCAAAGCAAGACUCGCAUUAGAGCUACUUCUGCAGGAUAGGACUGCGCUGCAAGGUGCUGCUCUUUGCUUCUUUCUCUCCUGGCCUCUUGUCCUAAAUAUUUAUUAUACACCCGUACGUCUACUCAUGAGCAUCCUUGCGUUUGUUAUCGGCACUCUGAUUCUACGGCCUAUCCAGGUACUCUUCUGGGCGCCGCUCCGAACAUUUGUGUUCUUCUAUAUCCACGUGGCAACUGGGAUACCACGCAAGAUACGGCAGGCAAAAAAGCUCUCGGAGAACCCAUGGACCUCGCUUGACAGCUACGACCCAUUGCUGCUUGUAUCUGCAACCGAGCUGGCACGCCGCAUCAGAGCGGGCGAACUUUCCUCCGAGGCAGUGGUGAAGGCUUACAUCAGACGCAUCCAAAAAGUGAAUCCGCUUAUCAAUGCGGUGGUUGCCAGCCGCUUUGAGACUGCAAUCCUGGAAGCGCGCGACGUUGAUAGGCUCGUUGCCAAGGGUGGACUGCCGAAUGGACACAACGCGCAGGAGAAGCCGUUCUGGGGUGUGCCAAUUACAGUCAAGGAGAGCAUUGCAGUACAGGGCAUGCCAAACACGUACGGGCUGGUAUGGCGAACCUCUGGAACGUAUAGCCCAGCACAAGAGCACUCUGUACGUGCACAAAAGCUAAUCGACGCUGGCUUCAUUAUCCUUGGUGUCACCAAUAUCUGCGAAGCGCUGAUGACAGGCGAGAGCGACAACAGGGUAUACGGCCGCACAUUCAACCCGUACGACUUGGCACGCAACCCUGGUGGAAGUUCAUCUGGUGAGGGUGCAAUUGUUGGAGCUGCAGGGUCGGUCAUUGGCGUCGGCACUGACCUUGGUGGAAGCAUCCGUAUGCCUGCGUUUUUCUGUGGUGUCUUUGGUCACAAAACAACAGCUGAAUGGAUCCCCAAGGAGAAGCCCAACUUCAUGUCGCCAUUGACAGCGGAAAAAGCUGCUUGCUCCUCUACCGGUCCACUUUGCCGAUAUGCAGAGGACAUGGCACCAUUUGUGUCGGCGCUCAUCGGCCGCAACAUUGGAGACCCUAGGUCCAUUGACCUGAGCAAGCUACGUGUGGUUGCCUUCCCCGAUGGACUCGGCCAUAGUAUGCUGAUAUCCAAACUCGACCCUGCUUUGCACACAGCGGUUAUCGACGUUACCAGCUAUUUGGCACAGCAGGUGGUUGGUCAGGAGAAUGUCAUCAUGGCCCAGAUGCCGUCCUAUAUUAGCCAGGCGUCUGUAAAGUUCGGCCCAAUGAUUGCCACCGGCGAACGGACCCUGCCAGAGAUUUUGGGUGGGGAGGGUAUGCCGCACGCAGACCUCACACGAGAGCUUGCCUCCUUCAUCAAGGGCAGCUCGAAUUACACUGGGUAUUCGUUCCAGAACCACCUACUGCGCAUCCUGCCCACACCAAAGGGCACGCGUGAGCAGGUUGUGCCGUUCUGGAACAAACUGCGGGAUCAUCUAGAAACUCUCAUGGGUGAAAAUGGCGUCAUGAUAUUUCCACCUCAUCCAUGUGUUGCGCGGCCACAUGGGACUGACUUUUUUAACCGCCCUAAUCUCAUGUACACCGCGAUAUUUAACGCUCUUGGGUUCCCUGCUACACAGGUGCCGCUUGGGCUGAACAAGGAUGGCCUGCCGCUAGGCGUACAAGUAAUCGCGCGCAAGGGCGACGACCUAAAGACCAUAGCCGUAGCAAUUCAGCUCGAGAAGCGCUUCGGUGGCUGGACACCGCCUCGUCGCUUUGGUGCCCCACUGCCUGAGCAUGAUACUGAGAAGCUCUACAAUCAUCGCAUGAAGAAGUAGACGUAGGCAUUGAUUUAGGAAUGUAACCCACACGAUACAAAAGGCUGGGGGCUGCCUCUAUGCUCACCUAAUCCUGUGUU
Linderina pennispora is the source of this 2051-nucleotide messenger RNA. Its product is annotated as amidase signature enzyme. Bases 274 to 1971 code for a protein of 565 amino acids. The transcript has a single exon. The record is from RefSeq and is a predicted model, not a curated record. Lineage: Eukaryota; Fungi; Kickxellomycota; Kickxellomycetes; Kickxellales; Kickxellaceae.